UUGAUGACGUCACGGUCGGCGCCCCCGCCAUCUUAGUUUUGGGCAGCGAGGCGGCAACUUUGGAAGUGUGGCUUGGGUGCGGAUGUCUUAAUGCGGAGACCCUGCGGGCGUGGACCCUUGGUGAGCCUGGCCGUAGGGGCCGUGGCGGUGAUAACGUCGUGGCUCCUGGGCUGGUGUGGUUCUUCGGCUGGCUUUCGCCUUUUCAUACCCGAGGAACUGUCCCGCUACCGCGGCGGCCCGGGAGAUCCGGGUCUCUACUUGGCAUUGCUUGGCCGUGUCUACGACGUGUCCUCUGGCCGGAGGCACUACGAACCUGGAGCCCACUAUAGCGGCUUCGCAGGCCGAGAUGCAUCCAGAGCAUUUGUGACCGGAGACUACUCUGAAGCAGGCCUGGUAGAUGAUGUAGCUGAUUUGUCCUUCUCUGAGAUGCUGACCCUUCAAAACUGGCUUUCAUUUUAUGAGAAGAAUUACGUAUUUGUGGGAAGGGUGAUAGGAAGGUUCUACAGAGAGGACGGGCUGCCCACCCCAGAGCUGAUCCAGGUAGAAGCCAUGAUGGCCAAAGGCUUGGAGGCUAAUAAACAGGCCCAGCAAGAGAAGCAGAAGUUCCCACCAUGCAAUGCUGAGUGGAGUGCCACCAAGGGCACCCGGUUCUGGUGUUCCCAGAAGAGUGGAGGUGUGAGCAGAGACUGGAUUGGCGUCCCCAGGAAGCUGUAUAAGCCUGGGUCCAAAGAGCCCCGCUGCGUGUGUGUGAGAACAACUGGCCCCCCUAGUGACCAGACUCUGGACAACCCCACACACAGAAAUCGUGGGGACCUGGAUGACCCCAGCUUGACAGAAUACCCAGGCUGCCCAGCUCUGGCCAUCACAUGCUCUUUCCCUCUCUAAGCUGGUACCCUAUUCAUUGGUAACACACUACCCUACAUGGAACUCUAUAGGCCCUGAUACUCGUGCCAUAGGGUGUCUCCUGGCCUGAAACGGAGCCUAGACUCCAGAAGGACUCUGGCCACACCCUGCAAAUGUACCUCACCAUGGGUUACUCAUUCUGCUGAGGCAAAAGCUGGGCAGCCUACAGGUACUCAUCAGCCUGUUCUGACACUGUUUCCCUGUGGCCACUUAUGUCUUCCUUCUGCACCCUCAGAUAUUAAUGGAUACAAAUACAACCUUUUCAGAAAUAACUAGAAAACAAGGAAAAGUCUCUGAGCUCUAGCCACUUCCUUACCAGGCCUGGACCAGCUGCUAGUCUGAGCCCUGCUCAUAACCCCAGCCCUGUCAGGGCAUCUGGAGCAGUAGCAGAAAGGGACUGCAUCUCAGCAGAGCAAGACACGUCACAAGAAGCUGUGCAUAUUAACAGCAUAAGGUAACUUUGUCCCUAAGUCCCCACUAAGCUUGUGAUACCUGACUUUUACAACCUUUUUUUUUUUUUUUUAACCUCUACC
This is a messenger RNA of Heterocephalus glaber (naked mole-rat), 1436 nucleotides long. It is a transcript of the gene Cyb5d2, whose product is annotated as cytochrome b5 domain containing 2. Lineage: Eukaryota; Metazoa; Chordata; Mammalia; Rodentia; Bathyergidae. Gene Ontology annotation, cellular component: membrane; endomembrane system. The record is from RefSeq and is a predicted model, not a curated record.